Helianthus annuus (common sunflower) is the source of this 1596-nucleotide messenger RNA. Its product is annotated as probable GMP synthase [glutamine-hydrolyzing]. The record is from RefSeq and is a predicted model, not a curated record. The transcript has 6 exons. Gene Ontology annotation, molecular function: DNA-3-methyladenine glycosylase activity. Gene Ontology annotation, biological process: base-excision repair. NCBI's taxonomy places the organism in Eukaryota, Viridiplantae, Streptophyta, Magnoliopsida, Asterales, Asteraceae. The coding region runs from base 345 to 1445 and encodes 366 amino acids.
CCUCUCUUUCUUUCCUUCUCUCUCACUCAUCAUUUGCUGCUCUCUCUCUCUCUCUCUAAAAACCCACACUUUCUCUCUCUAAAAGUACCACUGUAGAGAGAGAAUCACCCACAUUCCUCUCCUCACAAGGAACACACAACACAGGUGUGAAGUUUUGAGUAACCUGUUUGUAUGCCCACAAGGUGUUUGUGAAAAUGUCUGACUGAAAUUUUCGGUAAAGUUUGGUGGUAAUUAAGUACUGUGCAGUGAGGGUUUAGAUUAUUGUUAUCAUUGUACACAAAUUUCACAACAGAUUUGAUAGUUUUCUGUAAGUUAAAUUGGGAUAGAACCAUAGGUAACUUUUGAUGUCUGGAGCUCCAAGAGUUAAGUCUAUGCAUGUAACCGAGUCGAAAACAAGAUCGAUACUCGGGCUGACCGGAAACAAGGAUCUGGGACCUAUAAGCACUCAAAAACCCGUGUCGAAAACGUCAAAAAAGAUUGAUAUGUCACCGGAGAAAGGAUCUAUAGGUGGGAAGAACCAAGGGGUUGCCGCAUCAUCGCCUCCUUUUCGGUCCGCUGGUGUUCCUUCGAUAUUACGCAGACAGGUGUCGCUUAAUGCUUCGUGUUCUUCGGAUGCUUCGACCGAUUCGUUUCAAAGUCGGGCGUCUACUGGUAGGAUUUAUAGGACUAGUAGUAAUGCUAGAGGUAGGAGACAAUUGGCUUCGAAAACGAAGAUCGUUGUUGUUGAUAGUGGUUCAGAAAGUUCUUCACCUGAUGAUUUACUAACCAAGAAAAGGUGUGCUUGGGUAACAUCAUGUUCAGAUCAAUCAUACGCGGUAUUCCACGAUGAAGAAUGGGGAGUUCCGGUCCAUGAUGACAAAAAAUUAUUUGAGUUGCUUGUGCUUUCGGGGGCUUUAUCAGAACUUACAUGGCCUGCGAUCCUCAACAAACGGCACCUUUUUAGGGAAGUUUUUGCUGAUUUUGAUCCUACGGUUGUCGAAAAGUUCAAUGAGAAGAAGCUAGUGGGACCCGGGAGUGCUGCAAGCUCUCUACUUUCUGAGCUUAAACUGCGGGCCAUAGUCGAAAAUGCUCGCCAAAUGUCUAAGGUCAUAAAUGAAUUCGGGUCAUUCGACAAAUACAUCUGGAGCUUUGUGAACUAUAAACCUAUCAUUAGUAGAUUCCGAUACCCUCGUCAGAUUCCCGUGAAAACACCGAAAGCUGACGUAAUAAGCAAAGAUCUCAUAAGGAGAGGGUUUCGUUGCGUGGGUCCCACAGUCAUCUAUUCGUUCAUGCAGGUGGCGGGUAUCACUAAUGAUCAUCUGUGUACUUGCUUCAGAUUUCAGGAAUGCACGGCGAUUGCCGAGUCAGAAGAAGUUAAAGUCAAAGAAGAUGAACAGAAAACCGACAAAGGGAUUGAAUCAUGCAUAUGUAAUGGUAUCGAAGAUUUGAAUUUCGCUUCUGGGUAACAAUUAACAAAGGUUGUAGUUAUGCUACAUUUGAAGUAGUUAUGUAUGAUGAUCCGAAAACACUCAUAUUUGUAGAUUUAUGAUUAUCAAAACUGAAUUUCUAAAGACAUGACUGUUCAUUAUGGUUAACAAGUUUGUAUAGUUGGAAAAA